AUGAAUGACGAAGUUGAAGAGCAAACGAUCAGUGAAGUAAAAGAUGUUGAUGGACUUACCAGUAAAAUCGUCGGAGGGGGUAACGCCGCCAUAAGUGAAUACCCCUGGCAGGUGUCCUUACAGUUGAGAAGUAGUGGAAGUUGGUAUCAUAUUUGUGGAGGUUCUAUCAUUAACAACAACUGGGUCGUUACAGCCGCUCACUGUGUUGAUGGAAGUUCAACGAGUACCCUUCGGAUUGCCGCUGGGAUGACACAGUUGUCAGAUACUUCAAGAACAGGUGACAGUGGUGGCCCAAUGACAUGCUACUCCGGAAAUACUCCAUAUCUUGCUGGUGCUACCUCAUGGGGAAUUAGCACAUGCUCUGGAAGCUUUCCAAGCGUCUACGCCAGACUGACAUCGUUCAGGUCAUGGAUCAGUACCUAUGUCAGCAUCUAAUUUC
Messenger RNA from Mytilus californianus (California mussel), 439 nucleotides. Its product is annotated as chymotrypsin B-like. Gene Ontology annotation, molecular function: serine-type endopeptidase activity. Bases 1 to 435 code for a protein of 144 amino acids. Gene Ontology annotation, biological process: proteolysis. The record is from RefSeq and is a predicted model, not a curated record. NCBI's taxonomy places the organism in Eukaryota, Metazoa, Mollusca, Bivalvia, Mytilida, Mytilidae. The transcript has 4 exons.